ACAUGAAUUAAUCAGGAAUUUAAAGACGGAAUCACGGAAAUCCAAUCUCUGAAAUCCACCUGCAAUGCAGAAAUGAAGAGGCGGGAAGCCCUAGAAUCGACUGUCCACUUUCUUCAGUCAGAGAAUGAGCGUCUGACAGAGCGAUACACGGAAUCGCUUCACAAAUUUGCUGCUCAGAUUGAACUUCGGACCAAUUAUAGAAGCUUGAAAGAGGAUUUCAAGAGAGUGACAGAUGAACUUUCCCAAAAGGAAAUUGAAUAUAAGAACGCAGUUGAAUGGCUUAAACAAGAUCACAUGACAAAGAUUGCAGACUUGGAAUCUCAGAUCAGAGGUUUCCAAAUGCAAAAGGUGGCGAAUGAAGCAGCUGCUAGUCAGCUUCACCAAGAUUUAGCUGUACACAAGAACCAUAUAGAUAUGCUGACAAGAAGAUUGGAGCAAGUUUGCUCCGAAGUAGAAUCCAGAUACUGCUACGAGAUUCAGGGUUUAAAGGAUUUGCUGCUGAUUGAGCAAGAAGAGAAAAAUGAAUUGAACAAGAAGUUUCCGGAUUUGGAAAAAGAAUUGUUUAUGAGCCAAUCAAAGCUGGCUGAACUGCAACGAGACUCAACUUCAAAUCAACACAUGGAGACACUGAAGCAGAAGAUAAUGAAACUUCGGAAGGAGAACGAGGUACUUAAAAGGAAGCUAGCUGAUUCUAAAGAGAGUUAGUAUCAGGAAUUCGCCGCUGUGCUGUUCCCAAGGACUGGCAAAAUCUAAAUAGCGAAAUUCUUGGGUCAUCUCAAUGGGUUCAGAAACCACACGUUUCUCUGGAUCAUCAUAGCGUCAUGUCCACUCAAAGGAGGGUCUUUUCGUAAUGGAUGACCCUCGAAACCAUAAUCCGUUGAUAUAUGAUGUAGAUUUGGAUGAUUGAUGGAAGAAACGCCAAACAUAUCCGAAACUUCUCGCUCCCACCGGCGGGCUGAUGGAAAUGGACUUACUCUUGUACUAAGGUUAUCCUUUUAAGUGUAAUCUUCAAGAGGUAAAGUUAUUUACCAUGUUUUGAUGCUAAAUUAAUAUGUCUAUGUUCUAGAAAGAUUUAGUGGAAGACAAUAUAUAUGCUUUAUGUUGUAAAAAGUUAUAUGCACAGCAUCAAC
Olea europaea var. sylvestris is the source of this 1130-nucleotide messenger RNA. Its product is annotated as protein At-4/1. The coding region runs from base 73 to 705 and encodes 210 amino acids. The record is from RefSeq and is a predicted model, not a curated record. NCBI's taxonomy places the organism in Eukaryota, Viridiplantae, Streptophyta, Magnoliopsida, Lamiales, Oleaceae. The transcript has 8 exons.